AUGUCCCAAACCUCUAUCCACACCAGUCCGCUCAAGGACAGCCGGCGAAUACUCGGAGAAAAGAAUGUCAACGCGUGUCUCUCGCCCGCCGCACGUUCGCCUGUAAAACGAGCCUCUGUCGACUCUUCGUCCCCAAAGAAACUACUCCCGUCGCCUUCGUUUAUCGCGCAGAAGCGACCUAUUGGACAAGUAGAUGAGAAACUUGGAAAUGAUGCGCGCGGUUUACUAGGUGUCCAGCGCGUGGAGACGCGGGUACCAGCAGCAUUGGCGCCUGCCCAGCAUGGGAUAUUUGAACAAUUGGCCGCAGACGGGGAAGUUCGCCCAACAUCCGACGCGAUGAACCUAGAUGAACAAACAGAAAAACCACUCCCUGAAAUAGAUACACCUUCCUACGCUGGAAUCCCAUUCAGCGAAGCACAACCGAUUUCCACACAAUCUGUCCCCUCGGACCCCGACACACGCAAGCAAUUCAUAAAAGAAAAAGCAACCCUUCUUCGAAAUAGACUUCAAAAUGCCAUGCGCCAUAUUCGAGAUCCCCAAUUCGACCGAAGAGUGUCAGAAUUGGAGGCCCAUAGCCGGAAAUACCCACGAUUAUCAGGAUCAGGAAUACAACAACAUCUCGAACAGAAAUAUGGUACUGGAAAAGAGGACUAUGACGAGGACGAUGACGAUGAUGAUCAGAUGCUAUCCACACCGCGCGCACAAAUCUCCCGAUUACACCACGUUCAAGAACCGGCUGGGGCCGGAGACGGAGAGGUGACUCCCACGCAGCAUACGUUCCAACAAGAUCAGCACACAGCAUCUCCAUCGCAGAUGCUCCUGAGCAGCCCUACAUACAAGUCUAAUCCAGCAACGACCGCGCAAAGUGGUAGACUAAAUUGCCAGUCACCACAGAAAACAGCGGAGGAUACAUCGCCCUCUUCGCAGCGCAGUGGACACGAGGGUGAUGGCGAUGCGGUAGACGGGCUGCUUAAGCUCAUGGGCACCACUCCAAAUAGUGGUGCAGGUAGUUCCGGCUACGAAAAGGCAGACUGUUAG
Messenger RNA from Aspergillus calidoustus, 1038 nucleotides. NCBI's taxonomy places the organism in Eukaryota, Fungi, Ascomycota, Eurotiomycetes, Eurotiales, Aspergillaceae. The record is from the annotation of a GenBank genome assembly.